This is a messenger RNA of Entrophospora sp. SA101, 5358 nucleotides long. The record is from the annotation of a GenBank genome assembly. NCBI's taxonomy places the organism in Eukaryota, Fungi, Glomeromycota, Glomeromycetes, Entrophosporales, Entrophosporaceae.
AUGACUAAAAAUGUUAUUUCAGUGAUUAGGUCAACAGCAACUGAUGUUGGAAGUAAGUUAAAUGAUUUACCUCCAGUAGCAAAUGCUACACCUGAUAUAUUAAAAGGAAUUGGAGAAGUGAGUGAAGCAUUUGCACCUUAUGUAAGUUUAAUAGGCUUAAUAGCUACUAUCACAGAUGAAACAUUAAAAAUUCUUGAAAAUGUAGAGUAUAAUAAAAAAACCUGUAAAAAUUUAAUUGACAGAAUACAAGCAGUAGAAUUUAGUGUUAAAAUAUUAAUAAGAAGGAGAGAAGAACACGAAGAAAAUUUUUGUAAUGCUGUAUACUAUAGAUCAUUUUAUCGAUUAGUUCAAAAUUUGGAAGAUAUUAAAAAUUUUGUACGCGAUGUGUCAAAACUUAAUGGAUUACGAAAAUUUACAGAUUCUAAAGCUAUCAAAAAAAAAUUUAAAGAGUUAAUCAAAGAAUAUGAUCAAGCUAUCAUUGAUUUACAUUUUACUAAAUGCGUUGCUGAUGAAGAACAACGCUAUGUUAUAGGAAGAGGUGUUGCUGACAAUAACAAAAAAAUCAAUAAGGUUCUAGAACAAAUUUCUUUAAUGAGACAAGAUUUAUUAAAUAAACUUGAUGAAAAUGCAAAUGCUAAGCAUACUGAACAGAGGAGUAAUGAUGAAGAGGGUGUUUAUGUACCAGAGAUUGUGGACAUUGAAUUAAUAGACCCUCCAAUCGAGUGUAGAGAAAGUAAGCCUUCUGGAGGAAAAGUUUUCAUGAAAUAUUGUAAGUUAGGAUAUUAUGUUGCAUGUAAAAGUGAUGCAUCUUUAGAGGGAAAGCCAAAGGGUUUUCCACGUAAUAUAGCAUUCUUAAAGAAAAUUGCAUUUGAAAAAAUACCAUACGAAGGAUGGACUAUAGAUCGAAUAAAAAAACAUGUAACAAACAAUGGUAGAGAAAUAGUCAAUUUUAAAUCACAAAAACCUGAAGUUAAAAAGUCACAAGAUGAAUACUUGAGAAUUAUGAAAGAAGAUCCUUUUUGUAGACCAACAUUUCAAAAAAUCGUGCUCGACUUGAAUACUCUUAUUACAAUAGAAAAAACUAAAGUUGGUGAUUCGCCAUGGUUAAGGCCUCGUGAUGCAUCCGAGAUAAAACUUAAAAAAGAAUUUUCAACCAGUAACGCAGAUCAAAUUAAUCCAGAUUCAAAGUCUCCGCCAUCGUCAAUAAGAUCACCAAUUCUAUCAAAAAAGGUAAAAGGAAAAUUACCAGAAACAAAAAACCUUUCAAAAAUCGUUAAUAUACCUACAAUGCUAGAAGGUAUUUCUAAACAUAAAAAAGGUUGCAAAGAUGAAGCCUUAAAAAUCUUUAUUGAGCAUUUAACAACAUUCAUCACUCAACAUACUACCAACUAUAAAAACAAAUCUAUUUUGAAUAACGUUGAACCAACUGAAGAAGAUAUGGAUAAUAUAUCUGUUAAAUCACAAAAAUUUCACGAAUCAGGAAAUGGUUUGGUAGUGAAAUCAAAAUCUAAUAAAAAUCGUUCAAACCAAAAUAAAACAAUCACUCAAGAACACGAUAUUUCAAGCACUACUACACCUAUAAAUUAUACGGAUGAACAUCCCAGAACAAAAUCAAGGAUAAUUAAUUUAAACAAUGCAUCUUUAACAUCAUCUAAAAUAUCACCGUCACCAUUCAAAACUCACGCAUCUAAAGCAUCAAUAAUCACUUCAUCAUCAUCACCCAAAAAAGACACAUCAAAAAUAUCUUCAUCAUCACCGUCAUCAUCUAAUUUAACAUCUAGCACAUCUGAUAUUAACUCAAUAGAUCUCAUCCAAGAAGUUGAUUAUAAACCAAUUACGAUAUUUGAAAAAUCAAACUCUAGUAUUAUUAAUAAUAAUACUGAUAUUAAUUUAAAACAAUUUAUAACUUCUAGCACAACAACAAAAACUCAAACUAAUCGAGAAAAUAAACCAUUAAGCAAAUCUAAUACAAGAUCAAGAAAGGUUCAAGCAAAAAAAUCUGAAAUCUUUAAUGAACCUGGAUAUGAUAAUGAUUUAAAUAACAAUACUUCUGAUUCAUCAACUACUCUUGACAGUAUGGAUGUUGACAAUUCAAGUGACACUACCGCAGAUUCUGUAUCAGAUUCUGAUAGUGAGUCUGAUAGUCAAAAUGAAUUAUUAAACAAUGAAAAAGUAGCAAUUGAGUAUAUGGUAGAAUUACGUCAGCGUACCAGGCGUGUUAUUGCUGAAUAUGAUAAACACACUAAACUAAAACCUAAAAAUAAAAGAGGUAAUCGUAAAUCUAUACGUAAGCCUGAAGUCGAAGGUAAAUCUGAAAAGAGAAAACCAUCACGUAAAUCAAGAGCUGCUGUUUCUAUGGAAGUUGAGGAAGAAGAUGAGGGACGAAAGCAUGUUACAUCCGAGUUGAAAAUUCAAAAAAAAGAAGCUCACGAUUUAGAAGAAAGACGUAGAAUUUGGAAAGAUAUAGCUCGAAAUGCAAUUCCAAAAGUUCACAAAAUUGUUCAACAAUCUAUCAAUUCAAAACUUAGUAAUUCAAGAAAAGUCUCAAACUGUAUAAGAAAAGAAGCAAUAAAAGGUGUUCAAAAGGCCUCAAAAUCUCAUAAAGACAUCCAGGCUAAAUGCAAACAAGCUACGAGACAGGCAUUGAGUUAUUGGAAGAAGCAUGAAAAAAAUGAACGUGAGGAUCGCAAAAAAGCCGAAAAGGAAGCAAUGGAGAUUUUGCGUGCUGAAGAGGAAUUGCGUGAAGCUAGAAGGCAAGCACGUAAACUUAACUUCCUUAUAACUCAAACUGAAUUGUAUAGCCAUUUUGUCGGUAAAAAGAUUGGAACUCAUUCAGCAGAUGAAACAACUGACACUACAACAGCUUCUGCAUCAGAAUCAUUUUCAAAUGUCAUCUCUACAGAUAAUCUAACAAUUGGUGAUAUUGAUAUGGACACUAUUAAUAAUGAACCAUUCGAAUCAUUCAAAGAUAUUAAUUUUGAUCAAGAAGAUGAAUCUUCGUUGAAAAAGAAGGCUUUUCUAAGUGCUCAAAAUGCUCUUGCUCAAGUUAGACAACAUACACAAAAUUUUGAUAAUAAUAGAAUAGCAAACAAAUCUACUGCUGAUAUGACUGUAUCAAAUGCAGAUCCAGAAUCCCAGAACAUAUGGGGUCCAUUCUUAGUGAUUGCUCCUUCAUCAACUCUACACAACUGGCAACAAGAAAUUGCUAGGUUUGUUCCUAGCUUUAAGAUACUACCAUACUGGGGAAAUCCUAGCACUCGUAAAGUGUUAAGAAAAACAUUAAAUAAGAAAAAUAUCAUGUUUAACAAAGAUGCGCCUUUCCAUGUUGUCAUCACUAGUUAUCAAUUAGUAGUGCAGGACAAAUCUUAUUUUGAGAGAACGAAAUGGCAAUACAUGAUUUUAGAUGAGGCACAGGCUAUCAAAAGUAGCACAAGUGCUCGUUGGAAAGCACUCCUUGGUUUCCAAUGUCGAAAUCGUCUUUUAUUAACUGGUACUCCAAUACAAAACAGUAUGCAAGAAUUAUGGGCUUUGUUACAUUUCAUAAUGCCAACUCUUUUUGAUUCCCAUCAAGAAUUUAGUGAAUGGUUCUCUAAGGAUAUUGAAAGUCAUGCUGAAAACAAAGGAUCAUUAAAUGAAUUCCAACUUAAAAGAUUACACAUGAUUCUAAAACCAUUCAUGUUACGUCGUGUUAAGAAAACUGUCCAGAAUGAACUUGGUGAAAAGAUUGAGAAAGAGGUCUUUUGUACUUUAACCGCUAGACAAAGAAUGUUAUAUCGUGGUCUUAGAGAAAAAAUAUCUGUAUCUGAACUAUUGGAACGUGCAGCUACACUGUCUGAAAAUGAUUCUAGUGUUGAUAGCUUAAUGAACUUGGUCAUGCAAUUCAGAAAAGUUUGUAAUCAUCCUGAAUUAUUUGAACGAGCAGAUGUCACAUCUCCAUAUUCCUUUUGUGCUUAUAGCAACACUUGGAUGAUAUCUCGAGAAGGUGACAAGUUAUACCUGCCUUACUCAACAAAAAAUUUAAUAUCAUAUCAUCUUCCAAAGUUGGUUUAUCGGGACGGUGGAAUAUUAGAAGUACCUCGUGAAAAUUCAAAUGCUGGAUCUCGUAAAUUUGUUCUAGACCACUUGAUGAAUAUCUGGUCUCCUGAUUAUAUCCAUAAAUCGAUUAAUGAUUACGAAAAUGAUACAUUUGGAUUUUUAAGAUUUAUUGAUACAAGCCCAUCAGAAGCAUCUUCUAUAUUCCGUAGUAAUAUUGUUCAAAAAUGGUUAAUGCACCUUUUAAAUUAUAAAUCUAGAGGAGUGCAUAUAACAGAUGAAAAUCCUGAAAGUUAUCCAAUUGCUGCGAUUAAUAAUCGCGCAAAAUUUUUGAUUUCUGAAACGUCUUUUGCCCUUUCGUUGACAAAUGUUGAGAACUCUGAUAUUUUAACUGGAUUAACAACUAUAUUUGAACAUACUACAAAAUAUGAAAUUCAAAUGCAAAAUCCAUGCUACAUGCCAAAAGUUAUUGCUCCUCCUAUCCGAAUAGUAUGCCAUGAUAAAUGUUUUCAUAACGACCAAAACAGUAUUCUUUUUGAACCAGAAAUCAGAUCCUCGUUUACUGGCACAAUAGAAUUGUUGCCUAAAAAAGAAAGAAAAAGUAAUAUUGUUGGGAAAUAUUUAGAACAAUCAGGUGGUAAAGCUAUGAAAAAACUUAUUAUGGAUUCUGGGAAAUUAGCAACACUUGACAAACUUUUAGAAGAAUUGAAAGCUGGUGGACAUCGUGUAUUAAUCUAUUUUCAGAUGACUCGCAUGAUUGACUUGAUGGAAGAAUACCUGGCAUAUCGUCAAUACAAGUAUUUAAGACUUGAUGGUUCUUCCAAAAUAUCUGAUCGUCGUGAUAUGGUUGAAGAUUGGCAGUCAAGUACUCGAGCGGGUGGACUAGGUAUUAAUUUGACUGCUGCUGACACUGUAAUUUUCUACGAUAGUGAUUGGAAUCCUACAGUUGAUCAACAGGCUAUGGAUCGUGCACAUCGACUCGGUCAAACAAAACAAGUCACAGUAUAUAGACUUAUUACUAAAGGCACAAUCGAAGAAAGAAUAUUACAGCGUGCAAAACAAAAAGAUGAGAUCCAACGGGUAGUAAUUUCUGGUGGUGAGUUUAAACAAGUUGAUUUUAAACCACGAGAAAUUGUGUCUUUGUUACUUGAUGAUGAUGAACUCGACACCAAGUUUCGAGAACAACAAUUGAAGAGAAGGGCUGAAGAUACCACUGCUACCAAAAAGGGACGUUUGGUCAAACGCCGUAAAAAGGAAGCAGUGGGUGGCGGUGAAUCAAAUGAGGCCAUAGAUGAUGAAAAAUUACAUUAUGGUUAUGAAUUAUGA